AUGGAAAAGCUCCGUCUUCCAACCUUCGAUGGUGUAUCCGACCCUUCUUCUCACGUCACAUCCUUCAAUAUCGCGAUGCGACGCGCGAACCUCUCUGAUAAGGAAAAAGACGCCUGCUUUUGUCAACUUUUCGUCGAAACCCUAGAAGGCAUCGCUCUUAACUGGUUCACCGGUCUUCAGGAGAACUCCGUUGAUAGUUUUCACGACCUCUCGACGGCUUUCCUCAAAAAUUACAUCAUGUUCAAAUCCAUUGUCCCAAAAGUCGAUGUACCAGACCAUAUAGCCGUGGAGUCGUUGAUGAACACCCUCCACAUUAAGUCACCAUUUCGGGCUGAUCUUUACCGACACCCGACUAUAUCAGUACCGGAUGCCAUCGCUCGAUCCAAUAACUUCAUUCGAAUGGAGGAGGAUACUAGGGCCAACGCGGCUAAAGAAGCAGAAGGGAAACAGACUCCCGCCCGGACGAACGAUGGCGAACCAACAAGGUCGAACGCCGUCGAGCCGAGUAAAUGGUGUUCCUAUCAUGAUGUCAAAUCACAUGAUACGAAGGAUUACAAAGUCUUAUACGGACACUUCCUCAAAUCCAUCGAAAGCGGGAAAAUCGAGAUUGAAUCUCCACAUAAGCCGAAAAACAAUAAGAGUUGGAGCAAAAACAAAGAGAAGAAGAUUCAGAAGUCUCAAGCAAAAGCCCCUCAAAAAGAAGAACGAACCAGCCCUGAGAGACCCACCGUAAACAGUCUCAAUCUCGAGGGUAAAUCAACUGACGAAGAACCACCUAAAAACCGACGGCGAGUGGAAGUAAUCCUCUCUCGACAGGCUAAUUCCUCGAAUGACGAAACCCUACCGCGGCAACAAGAUUUGCGCGAAACGUUGGAUAGGAAAACAGAUUCGAAGGAUCUGCGUACCUUUCUGAAGCGGAAGGCCGCAAUGAUGCACGAGAGCAAGACGGACCUUCGGACGUCCCUUGACGAAUCUAAAGCAAGAAAGACCGCACACGACGGGGCGGCAGCAAACUUUCAAUCCCUACCCGCAGAUUUACGUGAACAGAUCAACUCCAAAGCGGAAGAUUUACGCGUUAAGCUCAAGAAACACGAUUUACAACCGUGCAUCGAAGCGAAAAGGCAAGCGCAUCGGGAGUUGAUGGAGGCUACGAACACCCCGCACCUUAACGUCAUAAUGGGUGGUUUACCUCCCUAUGGGGACUCGGUCAGAGCAGUUAAGGAUUAUAGACGACAGGCCGUCACUGCCCAAAAGUGGCCUUCACAAGUAGAAAACGACCAUCGAAUCUCUUUCUCGGCGGCCGACACUCACGGCGUUAGUAUGCCGCAUAACGAUCCGCUCCUCAUUGAUAUUGGAAUUGGUGAGUACCAUGUCACAAACGUUCUCGUCGACACCGGCAGUUCAGUCGACCUUAUCUUUCGAGACACGCUCGAUAAAAUGGGGGUCGGCCUAUGCGACAUGAAGCCCUCUUCACGCACUCUCACGGGAUUCAACGGCUCCUCAAAACAGAUGAUUGGGACGAUACGUCUCCAAGUUUACACAGGUGACGUAAUCCGCACUGUUAAGUUCUCUGUCGUCCGCGCCAGGGCACCUUAUAACGCCAUCCUCGGUACACCCUGGUUACAUUCCAUGAAGGCCAUUCCCUCCACUUAUCACCAGUGCGUUAAGUUUCCUGGGAAAGACGGAGCAACACAGACAAUCCGUGGGGACCAACGGGCGGCGAGAGACCUGCUUAUCGCCGCAGUCAAGCUACAACAGUCAACCUCACUCGUCAGCGCAGUCAACAAACCAAUCCAUAAGAUCUAUCCUCAGAAGGAAGAAAUCCGUGAGGUACCCAUCGACGAGGCUGACAUAUCAAAGGUCGUGCGCAUUGGCGCUUAUCUCUCCGAUGAAAUGCAAUCGCUGAUUAUUUCCUUUCUUAAAGAGAACGCCUCAACCUUUGCGUGCGUAACUUCUGAUAUGAAAGGAAUAGAUCCCGCAAUAACAUCUCAUGAAUUGAACGUUGACCCGACGUUCAAACCUAUUCGACAGAAGAGGCGGAAGCUCGGGCCCGAACGGUCUAAAGCAGUAAACGAGGAAGUUGAUAGAUUGCUCGACGCAGGAUUCAUAGCCAAAGUACGGUACCCAGAGUGGCUAGCAAACCCCGUCGUCGUAAAAAAGAAAAACGGGAAGUGGUGCAUUUGUGUUGACUUCACGGAUUUGAACAAAGCCUGUCCAAAAGACAGCCACCCUCUCCCGCAUAUCGACCGUCUGGUAGAGUCGACUGCCGGCAAUGAGCUCCUAACCUUUAUGGAUGCUUUUUCAGACCAUCUGGACCACUUGCGAGAUUGCUUCAAAACGCUGAACGAGUAUAAAAUGAAGCUCAACCCGGCAAAAUGCACCUUCGGUGUCACAUCAGGAGAAUUCCUUGGUUACAUUGUUAAUCAGCGAGGCAUCGAAGCAAACCCAAAGAAAAUAACGGCAAUCCUUGAUCUCCCAAGCCCUAAGAACACCCGCGAAGUUCAGCGUUUAACCAGAAGGAUUGCAGCGCUUAACAGGUUCAUUUCAAGAUCUACGGAUAAAUGCCUCCCAUUUUACGAACUUCUGCGAGGAAACAAAAGAUUUGCCUGGGACGAAAAAUGCGAGGAAGCGUUCAAUCAACUCAAGCAUUACCUCACGACGCCUCCAUUUCUGUCGAAACCCAAAGUUGGGGACACCUUAUCUCUAUAUAUUGCCGUCACCUCCUCGGCAGUCAGCAGCGUCCUUAUACGAGAAGAUCGAGGCGAACAGAAGCCUAUUUUCUACAUAAGCAAGUGA
Messenger RNA from Brassica oleracea var. oleracea, 2796 nucleotides. RefSeq lists its product as uncharacterized. Bases 1 to 2796 code for a protein of 931 amino acids. Lineage: Eukaryota; Viridiplantae; Streptophyta; Magnoliopsida; Brassicales; Brassicaceae. The transcript has a single exon. The record is from RefSeq and is a predicted model, not a curated record.